Molecule: messenger RNA, 3309 nt
Organism: Cordyceps fumosorosea ARSEF 2679
Lineage: Eukaryota; Fungi; Ascomycota; Sordariomycetes; Hypocreales; Cordycipitaceae
Product: HAM-2, protein required for hyphal anastomosis
Exons: 4
Coding region: 1-3309 (1102 amino acids)
Biological process (GO): cytoskeleton organization
Cellular component (GO): cytosol
Source: RefSeq, a predicted model, not a curated record
AUGAGCGCUCUCGACGCCGCCAAGGAUGACGGGACUGUCCAGAUCCCAGUCGCGACCGGUCAAGGUCCCACGACCUCUGUGACCGAAGUACCGGCCGACGACGAAGCUACAAAGGCUGAUAUCGAGAUGGACGUCAAGGAUAUGGGCCAGGUGGCUGGCGGGAAACUGGGCACGGAGACGACAGAGAAGCUACCCCUCGCGCCACCACCCGCUGCCACGCGGCCGAUCUUGCAGCGCAAUGCUCUGCAGCGCGCAGCACUGGAAAUUCCAGGAGGCUCCGCGACACCGACGCCGAUGCCGCAGGCGCCCGCGCCACCCCUGCCGACCGACUCGCUCUCGCUCGCGCAGCUGCGCAAGAUUGUCAGCGAGGUGAACCGGCCCGAGCAACCGGCCUACGACUUUACCUACGCAGACAUGGGCCCACACGCGGAGGAGAUUGAUGAGUGGUUCAUGUAUCAGUUCUGGCAGUGGGUUCGCCUCAGCUCUGCGCAAAAAGCGUUUGAGUGGCACUGGAGUCAAGAGACGGCCGCCGCAGAGGGCGGCUACGAGGUCGCCUGGGAGGACGCCGACCACGAAACCCGCACGCGGUUCGUGCGCGCCGCGAUUGCGGGCGUGCAAUCCAACGAUGCGGCGCUGCGCUCGGCCUCGAUCGGGAAGCUGGUGUAUUUGGUGCUUGGCCGCUGGGGGGACACGGCUGUGCCGCACGCCGCGGCCGAGGAGGAGGGGGAAGGGCGGGACGGGGAUGGUGCGACGAAGGGAAAGGGGACCGGAAGGUCUAUCGCGAGUCUAAUGCAGCUGCAAGCGAUCAAGGCCGGCGUCGAGUGCCUCGCGUCGCUGGAGGGCCUGCCAGUUGUGUGGGAGGCCCUGCGGCACGCCUUUGAGCUGCAAUGGUCUGGGGACGCGCCAAGUGGGCAGGCGGGCGCCGCGCAGGGCAACAGUAGCCAGCAGGAGCCGCACGAUGAGCUGAUGAACCUCAUGACCAUCAUGUACAUUGCACUGCAGGAGGUUCUCAGCGACCCUGAGGACAUGUCCGCGUCGUACGGAAAGCUCCUCGAGCUGCAGCCUCCGCUUACUGAAUUCAUGAUGACGGCAACGACGAAGUUGCGAUGGGACGAGCAGAAUGCGCUCCCGCAAACGCAGAUACUGCUGCUCUUUUGGAAGUCGAUUCUUCUCGUGUUUGGCGGUACUAAGGACUUGCAGCGUGUCAAGAAGGCCAUCAGCGAGCUCAGCGAGAACCAAGGCAAGGAGACGAUUACGGCCUCGCCGCUAGACUACCACGUUUUCCGCCAAGAAAUCACCUCCAAGUACCCAUCAUACGUCCCGCCUAGGCCGGCGAUUCCCCUCGAGGAAGAUAACACCUCCCUGCUUCCGCCGCUUCCCCAACACCCGGCCCGGAACAACGGCGCUAACGGUAUCCUUCCCGCACCGGCAAGUGCACAAAACGGUGGCGGCGCAAGUAUCCUGCACCAGCCAGUGCACAUUGCCACGCCGGCCCCUUCACCGCCACCGUCUCCAGGCGUCGGCGGCAAGGGCGGAAAGAAGCAAAACUACCAGACAAACCAAAACUUCCCGUUCAUGUACCCGCCUCUCGACGCGACCAGUAAUAGCGCCGGUGGAAAGGGGCUCGCGGCGCUCGACGAUAGGAUCAACCGCCGGUGGGAGGGCAGCCAUAUCCCCGCAUCCAUCCUGGAGGCGGGCGAGCUCUUCUCGACGCGUGUGCGGAUGACGAGGGCCACUCGGCAGCUCUGGGACGAGAGGGAGGCGUUUCUCAAAUUUGAGCGUGGCUGGGAGGCGGACGAGGACAACGAUGAUGUGGAGGAGCUGGACCUCAGCGAGCUCACGGAGGAGGAGAGAGAGCUGAUCAAGGAGGUGAAGGGCGCGGAUAAGGAGCCGCGUAGGCCGGCCGCACCGGCGGAAGCUGUUGAUUUCGGUCCUCGGAAACAGGAGAUGAGCGACAGAGACAAGAAGCGCCUUGAGGCAGUAGAGAGCUUCUACCACCAAGCAUUGCCUCAUUUGCAAUCCUUGGUCAUUGUUUUGCUGCGACCAGUCUUUGCUAAUGUUGCGGCCAUCGUGGCGCAACAAGGCCCGCAAGGCCCUCAUAUGAACCAGGGCAUGCCGGGCCGCAACGGACCUGGAAUGAACGGCGGGCCUAAUCCUGACAACGGGAGACCGCCGGCGGACGCCCCCGAGCUGUCGCCGGAGGAAGUGGAUGCUGCCCGAACAAGAGAGAUCACGACCAAGGCCAUGUCUGGCAUUCUGGUCCUGUUACUCAAGUGGCUUAGACUCUCACAUAUUUUACGGUUCGAGUACAUGACUCAACUUUUGUUGGAUUCCAACUAUAUCCCGCUUGUGCUCAAGCUGUUUGCCCAUCAAGACGUACAGCAGGUUGUCGACAGCAAAUUAGACCGCCUAGAGAAUAGCUUUUUCCAAUUCUGCAACCUUCGAUCUCGGUUCAAGGAUAGGACAGAUAGUGACCUUGACAACGAAGAUGAAGACGAUGAAGCUGAGGACCAGGCAAACAGCGCGCCCGAGCAUGAAAGCGAGGCAGAAGAAAGCGACGACAGUGCCGCACCGCCGCCGAUUAAGAAGUACCGCUCGCCGCCAGCCGAGGUGUCGACGAGCGAACAGCCAGCAGAGCCGCCGGGCCGUUCGGCCGCCGUGGAGGAUGGCGGCAACCAGGGGGGCAGUAUGCGGCCCGAGGUCGACGAGCUCGGGUAUCCGGUGCACGACCUCCCCACGGAGCCCAUCACCGACUUUUCCUGGCGCAACUUCUUCUCGCUCAUCAACUACCUGCGGUUGAUGCAAAAAGUGUGCAAAGGAAAAGCGCACCGGAACCUGCUCCUGGUCCAAUACAAGUCGUCGACGAUUCUGCGGCGGGCGCUCCGCGUACCGCAGCCCGCGCUGCGGCUGUACACUCUCAAGCUGUUCAAGAACCAGGUACCAUACUGCGGGCGCAAGUGGCGGCAGAGCAACAUGCGCGUCAUCACGGCCGUCUACCUCCACUGCCGGCCGGAGCUGCGCGACGAGUGGCUGGCGGGCAGCGACGUGGACGCCGAGGUGGACUCUGCGCUGCCUCUGGAGCAGGCGCUGCGAGGGCUGACGCACUGGUUCAACGUGAGGAGGUACCCGGACAAGACGCUGCUGGCGCCGGGCGGUGAUGCGGUGGGCGAGGGCAAGGAGGCGGCGCGGAAGGAUAGGCGCGGGAGCAUUGCUCAGCAGGACUUUUUCACGCGUGAGCUGGAGAGGCUGGACUUGGACUGGGCGGAGGUGAGCGGCGACGAGUCGAUGGGCGAGAUGGAGAACUGGUAG